Molecule: messenger RNA, 1320 nt
Organism: Australozyma saopauloensis
Lineage: Eukaryota; Fungi; Ascomycota; Pichiomycetes; Serinales; Metschnikowiaceae
Gene: WBP1
Product: dolichyl-diphosphooligosaccharide-protein glycotransferase
Exons: 1
Coding region: 1-1320 (439 amino acids)
Cellular component (GO): oligosaccharyltransferase complex; endoplasmic reticulum membrane
Source: RefSeq, a predicted model, not a curated record
AUGCUUUUCACGUCAAUUGCCAAACUGGUGGCAUUGUUGGGACUCGCAGCAUACUCUGCUGCUGUCACAGACCCUGGUCCCAGAAAGACCUCCGUUCUCGUGGUGUUUGAUCCGGAAUUGAUCUCAACACCCCAAGACCUAGUGUCGAAAUUUUCCUUGGAUCAAGAAAGAUAUGAAUUGGGAUUUCUGGAAUACUCGAACAACCAAAUUCUUUUGGUUCACAACGAGAAACCUGUGUUUGACCACGUGGUGUACAUGCCUUCUGUUAAGAAGUCUCCUGCUGCUAAGAGUGUCACAGAAAAGCAAAAGUUACUUGAGUAUUUGAACGCAGGUGGAAACAUUCUUGCUGUUGGAUCUGUUGAAAACUCUGUUCCCGAAAGCGUUGUUAAAUUCUUGAACGAGGUGGGCAUCUAUCCUGCUCCAAAGGGCCACUCUCUCAGAAGCUUCUUCGACAAGGAAAUCUCUUUGAGUGAAGAGAACCUCGCUUCAUCAAAGAUCGUGUCUCAACUUGCUGUUCCGCUUUAUGAGGGCAGUGCCGCAUUAAUUUCUAACAGUGAGCUCUUGUUUCCGAUCGUUAAGGCUGCCAGAUUGUCCUUCUCUGCCAACUCCCAAAUUGACGCCUUGACCGGCGAUAAGACAUGGACGAACGGCGAGCAGGGUUUCUUGGCCGUAGGUUUCCAAGCUUUGAACAAUGCUAGAGCUGCUUGGGUUGGCUCGUUGGACUUGGUAUCUCAGGAACUCGUGGAAUGGGUGUUCCAGGAGAAGAAGGUCUUGAAGUUGCAAUUCACCGAGCACUAUAAACGUGACGAACCAGAGGUCAACGACAGAACUUUGUACAGAAUCAAGGACGAGGUCGCUUACUCCGUCGGUGUUUCAGAAUUGAAGAACGAUGCUUGGGUUCCUUACACCCCAGCCUCUGAGGAUGACGUCUUGCAAUUGUCAUUCAAAAUGUUGGACCCAUACCACAGAUUGAACUUGACUCUUGUCGGCGCCAAGGCCUCUUCUGAAAAUGGUCCAGUCGACACAAGCGUGUUCGCUGUUAAUUUCACCAUCCCUGAUCACCAUGGUAUGUUCACUUUCGAGUUGGACUACAUGAGAGAGGGUUUGUCUUAUCUCAGUGAUAAGAAAAUUGUUGCUGUCAGACAUUUGGCCAAUGAUGAGUACGAAAGAUCCUGGGACAUUACCAACUCUUGGGUAUACAUCACAAGUGCCGCUGUUGUCGUCGUCGCAUGGCUUUUAUUCGUCGCAAACUUCCUUUUCUUGGGAGAGGGUAGCGUGAAGAGAGUGCAAAAGGAGAAGAAGGAGGAGAAAAAGGAGUAA